Molecule: messenger RNA, 414 nt
Organism: Strongylus vulgaris
Lineage: Eukaryota; Metazoa; Nematoda; Chromadorea; Rhabditida; Strongylidae
Source: the annotation of a GenBank genome assembly
UUAACAGUCUGCAAAUGUACAGGAGACUAUGAGUACCAGGACCCCAAGUCUGAAGAUGAAGUUGUAAAUGUGACAUUUGUGCUCCCAGGUGGGACGGAGAAACACAUUCGAGGCAAAGUUGGUGACAACGUAAUGUACCUUGCACAUAGAUAUGGUGUUGAAUUAGAAGGAGCGUGUGAAGCGUCUUGUGCCUGCUCUACUUGUCACGUGUACGUUGAUGAAGAGCACCUCAACAAAUUGGACGAGCCACUAGAGGAGGAAGAUGAUAUGCUCGACCAGGCGCCAGCAUUGCGCCACAACUCUCGCCUCGGCUGUCAGAUUAAACUACGAAAAGAUCUCGACGGGAUUACAUUCACUCUUCCACCCAUAACGCGGAACUUCUAUGUAGAUGGACACGUUCCACAACCGCACUGA